AAACACAAAUCCAUUUUGAGAAGUAAAUCACCAAAUCAACAACAAAUUUGGCAUUUUAAAUAUGAUCAAAAAUCACACAGUUCAAAAAAGCAUAAUGGAGCCGGACUACAAUGUAAUACUGCUGCCUAUAAUUUCGGCGGUGCUCUUGUCCUACAAUCGGCCCGUGAGCUUGGACGAAAUUGUCGAUGGAGUCGUACAGUUGCUCGGUUCACAGCGCGAUAAGCACAGCUUAGUAAUCUCCUCAAGUCUUGAGGGAACAUCGGACUGCAGCUAUGCUCGCAUCGUGCCCGCGAACAGAAGAAAAAAAUGAGUGCGCCAUGACUGUGUCAAUUUAAUUAUUCGAUUUCGGGUCGUUUACGGUGACUAAAUUUUGAUUUGAAAUUUUCAAAUAUAUUAAGAAGCAACGCA
Drosophila hydei is the source of this 408-nucleotide messenger RNA. RefSeq lists its product as uncharacterized. NCBI's taxonomy places the organism in Eukaryota, Metazoa, Arthropoda, Insecta, Diptera, Drosophilidae. The record is from RefSeq and is a predicted model, not a curated record. The transcript has a single exon. Bases 62 to 310 code for a protein of 82 amino acids.